This is a messenger RNA of Notothenia coriiceps (black rockcod), 464 nucleotides long. RefSeq names its product tubulin delta chain-like. Gene Ontology annotation, molecular function: GTP binding. The annotation marks the transcript as partial. The record is from RefSeq and is a predicted model, not a curated record. NCBI's taxonomy places the organism in Eukaryota, Metazoa, Chordata, Actinopteri, Perciformes, Nototheniidae. The transcript is spliced from 2 exons. Gene Ontology annotation, cellular component: microtubule. Gene Ontology annotation, biological process: microtubule-based process.
UCGUUGUUGUGGCUGCAGAAAACAUCACUUUUAACACCUUGCUAACGGUCAUGAAACCCCUCACUCACAGCAUCAAUUCUCCGGAGUAUUUCAGACUCUAUGUGCCCAUACCCUAACCUGAAGACCCUCGGUGUUCCCGGAAAGCCUCUCACCCCCGGCUGAGAGAUGUCAGUAGUGACGGUGCAGCUCGGGCAGUGCGGGAACCAGGUGGGUCAGCAGCUGCUCCACAGCCUCCUCUGCGACGCUCAGGACGGCCAGAGGAAGGAGCUCUGCACCGCCAGCCGGGAGCGCUUCUUCCAUCAGGACACACAUGGAGAGCUUGUUGCCCGGGCUGUGCUGAUCGACAUGGAGCCCAAAGUGAUCAACCAGAGCAUCAGCAGGGCUGCGAGAUCCGGCAUGUGGCGGUACGGAGAGACGUCACACUUCAGCCAGAAGCAGGGCUCUGGGAACAACUGGGCCAAUGG